AUGACGAACUGCCUGGUGACCCCUGCGACCGAGGAGCUGCCCCCCAGCAACCUCGUCACCGCCGAGGAGUUCCUCGCCCGCAAGGUCCCCCACCAGGAGAAGCCGCAGGUUGCGCCAGACGCGGGGCAGGUGCCCGCGCAUGCCGGGCUGCCGAGCGAGGCCGAGUUUGCCGGCCUGGACGCGUCGCGCUCGGCCGCCGCCCUGAAGAGCCCGCACCGGCGCGUCCGCACGCGGCUCUACUUCACUUCCGAGAGCCACAUCCAGACGCUGAUGAACGCGCUCCGGUACUGCCACCUGGCGCACCCGUGCGAGCCUGGCGACCCGGACGCGAACGUGCGCGUCGUAUGCCCAGAGGCCGAGGAGUGCUUGUCCCGGGCACCGGUGUUCGAGUACCUUUCGCAGGUCGUGCUCCGGCUCUACGAGGACAAGAACUGCGCACCCGACUCCCCCGAGCGCCACAGAGUCGAGGUGCUGUUUUCGCCUGGGGCCGACGGGGACCCCGAGGGCGCCAACCAGGACCAUGGGAUGGCGCUGGCGCCCCUGCGGCCGCUCCACGAGCCGGGGCACCCGCUGACCCUCGCGCAGGUCAGGAAGCUCCUGGGGCCGUUCUCGGAGGAGCCGGUGGCCGGCUAA
Molecule: messenger RNA, 633 nt
Organism: Prorocentrum cordatum
Lineage: Eukaryota; Dinophyceae; Prorocentrales; Prorocentraceae
Source: the annotation of a GenBank genome assembly